AUGACAGUAAUUUUAUGGCCGUGUCUCAUUAUUCUUUUUCGAGUCGCGUGUGUCCGUGCAUUAGAGCUCAGAGACGGCUCUAAUGAACUAUCAGAGGAUAUUGUAAAUAAUCCUUUUGCGGCAUGGCAAUCAAAGAUAAAAAUGUCCUCGAAUAGCAUACUAAAUUCGGAUCUGUUGACGGAAUGGACUCCGGUCAAAUCUGUCAUAUACCCAGGAAAAAGGGACUAUUUCAAUUUCGAAGUGAACUCGAGUUCCUCCGCCUUCACCUCUGGGUAUGAAAUGCUAAUCUUCCUUAGUGGAAACAUCUGCUCGCAAACGGGGCUUAACAACUCACAAGCUGGACUCAGAGUCUCGCACGGCUUCAAUGACUCAGUUGUAAAUCAUCCAGGGACUGGCCACACUGCCAACUUUUCAGAUGGGUAUAUGGAGGGCCUAGCAAUAAGGCCGCUAAAGGAUGGGAACGCAUCCACCGAAUACUCUACUCUUUACUUGGUGGUUGAAAUGGUGAACACCACGACAGGUGAAAUAUUGGGCGCCGAAUUGGAGCCUAACACUUUCUGGAACUAUACCAUCAGUGUCUCGCAAAACGAUUUGGUAUAUCAAUGGGAUGCACGUACAUGGCUGGAUGUUGUGGAUACUGACUACAACUCUGCGCUUUUGGUCACUGGUAAUGUAACUGGGAGCUCACCAGGAUCAUCUAAUUAUUCGAUUUUUGACACGAGUCUUUACGACUUAUAUGUCUAUUCCUAUGACUAUAUGGAUUAUUUCGAUGACGGUGUCAAGAACUCCAUUUGCGCAAUUCAAAAUGGGCCUUGGCAGGCAUCGUCUGUCAAUGGAACUACCUCUUCGCAAAACACCGAGGAUUUAAGCAUUACUGAUCUUACCAUCGUGAAAAACAUUACUAUUAGAGGUGGGUCUGUCAAGGAACAGUUUUAUAUUACAGGUCUAAACAGCUCUACCACCUACGUCGCUUAUCUCACCAAAAAGUUAUCAAGCUCUGGUGGCAAACUCAGCGACUACGGUGGCAUUCUAUUCUCCAAGAGCACUUUUACAACCAUGAGCAACAACUCGUGCUCUCUCAUCUUCAAUUUGGAUUUCUGCGAUGGUGUAGCUUAUUCGGUUCCAACCUCAAGUUAUUCACCCAACAAUAAAUCCGCAAUUGCUCAAAGUUACGACGGCAUCGCAAGUUCUCUCUACGGUAAUUUCAGCAAAGCACUUCAAAUUAUACCGUGCGACUCAGAGGAAGAUGCACGGUACUCACCUUUAAAAACGUGCCAAGAUUGCGAUAAUGCUUAUAGAAAUUGGCUUUGUGCCGUGAGCAUUCCGAGGUGUACAACAGAAAACACAAGUUACUACAUUCCUCGGACGAAGGAAGAUAAUAGAAACGACUACAUCAAUGAAAACAUUAGGCCAAUCAGCAGUUAUUACGAAGUUCUUCCAUGCAUUGAUAUGUGCUAUACUUUGGUAGCAGACUGUCCUGCCGCUUUCGGAUUUGCGUGUCCGAGUUCUGACCAUCAUCCGCAACUAUUCUAUCAGAGCUACAAUUUCUAUGAGAAGGAAGAAUCUUUUGAUAGCUGUAACUUUGUGGGUAAUUCGGAAAAUCUGCGAAUUUUGUAG
Molecule: messenger RNA, 1617 nt
Organism: Lachancea mirantina
Lineage: Eukaryota; Fungi; Ascomycota; Saccharomycetes; Saccharomycetales; Saccharomycetaceae
Source: the annotation of a GenBank genome assembly